CGAAACCAACAUAAAAAAAGCGGACGCGUUUAUUCUGUGUGGUAUUUUCUGUUUGUUUCUUAAGAAAAUUGUAGAGAGCGAGAAAAUAAUGGCAGCAGAGGAGGGACAAGUUGUCAGUUGCCAUACUCUCGAUGCAUGGAACGAGCAGCUCCAGAAGGGCAACGACUCCAAGAAGCUGAUGGUCAUUGAUUUCACUGCUUCAUGGUGUGGACCAUGCCGCUUCAUCGCACCAUUCCUGGCAGAGUUGGCUAAGAAACUGCCAAAUGUCAUAUUCGUAAAGGUUGAUGUGGAUGAGUUGAAGUCUGUGGCUCAAGACUGGGCCGUAGAGGCAAUGCCAACCUUCAUGUUCCUGAAAGAAGGGAAGAUAGUGGACAAAGUGGUGGGAGCAAAGAAAGACGAGCUGCAGCAGACUAUAGCAAAGCACGUUGCUGCUGCUUCUGCUUCUGCCUGAUAACUUAUGAUAUAAUUUGCAUUAUAUGCCUAUUUAUCUUAAGACUAUAUAUGUAGCAAAAGCACAUGGCCACAGGACCUUAUUAGACUUUUAUUAUAAGUUAUGACCCCUUUCACUUGUUCUAAGUCUUGUGUGGUAUUUUUCAUAUGGGUAUUGCUACAUAAAUACAAUUCUAUUUAGCUCA
Messenger RNA from Prunus dulcis (almond), 635 nucleotides. Its product is annotated as thioredoxin H-type. Bases 89 to 451 code for a protein of 120 amino acids. The transcript has 3 exons. The record is from RefSeq and is a predicted model, not a curated record. Lineage: Eukaryota; Viridiplantae; Streptophyta; Magnoliopsida; Rosales; Rosaceae.